Messenger RNA from Conger conger (European conger), 2604 nucleotides. It is a transcript of the gene arg2, whose product is annotated as arginase 2. NCBI's taxonomy places the organism in Eukaryota, Metazoa, Chordata, Actinopteri, Anguilliformes, Congridae. Gene Ontology annotation, molecular function: arginase activity; manganese ion binding. Bases 376 to 1428 code for a protein of 350 amino acids. Gene Ontology annotation, cellular component: cytoplasm; mitochondrion. The transcript is spliced from 8 exons. The record is from RefSeq and is a predicted model, not a curated record.
GGAUUUGACCAAUGGGAGUAACAGGCUAUAGCUGAAUAUUCGUAUUUUCCGGAUUCGUCCGGACAGACCUGUAUGAUUUAAUAGAACUUAUGCUAUUUAAACGUUUGAAUUUGAAGAUACUGGUGUCACGGGACGUUUUACAUGCGAGUAAAAUGACUUCUACGGCAUUAUGCUCAUGUUCGUCCAUCGCCUCAUGAAUAUGAAUUAGAUUGAAGGACAUAAAACGUCCCUGCCCAUUUAGAAAUAGCAUCCAACCGAACAAGACGAGAUCACAUUACUGGUUGAGUGGUACCCAGGAACGGACUGGUACACUUGCUUGUCUCAAGUGAAUUAAUUAUUUAAUACGACUAUUUAUUUUACAUUAGAACAACUGAAAUGGCUUUGAGGGGUCCUCUGCUUCGACUCUUAAGAACACAGCUGAACAGCCCUCGUCUGAAUCAAAACCGGGGGCAUUCUGUCGCAAUUUUGGGCGCCCCUUUCUCCAAAGGACAGAAAAGACGAGGAGUGGAGCAUGGGCCAAAAGCGAUCAGGGAUGCCGGUCUGGUCGAGAGGCUUUCCAAUUUAGACUACUCUGUGCACGAUUUCGGAGACCUGAGCUUCCCACGCCUGGACAAGGAUGAGAACUUCAUGCAGGUGCCCUUCCCAAGGACAGUGGGCGGUGCCAACAAGCUUCUGUCCACGGCAGUGAACGGGGCUGUGGGCGCGGGCCACACCUGCGUCAUGCUGGGCGGUGACCACAGUCUCGCCAUUGGCUCAGUGGAGGGCCACUCCCGGCAGUGUCCAGACUUGUGUCUGAUCUGGGUUGAUGCCCACGCAGAUGUCAACACACCGCUGACCUCCCCUUCUGGAAACCUCCACGGCCAGUCCGUGGCUUUUCUGCUGAAAGAACUGCAGGACAAGAUGCCAAAAAUACCAGGUUUCUCUUGGAUGAAGCCCUUCCUGUCCUCUUCAGAUCUGGUAUACAUCGGUCUGCGGGACGUGGAUCCGGGGGAGCAUGACACCCUGAAGAACUUGGGGAUCCAGUAUUUCACCAUGAGAGACAUUGACAGAAUGGGCAUUCAGAGGAUCAUGGAGGUCACCCUGGACAGCCUGUUGGCCAGGAAACAGCGGCCGAUUCACCUGAGCUUUGACAUUGAUGCUUUCGACCCCUCCCUGGCCCCUGCCACUGGGACCCCUGUGAACGGGGGUCUGACUUACAGAGAGGGCAUCUACAUCGCCGAGGAAAUACACAACACCGGGCUGCUGUCUGUAAUGGACCUGGUGGAGGUGAACCCAGUUCUGGGCGCGAACAGUGAGGCGGUGGAGGCCACGGCAGGACUGGCAGUGGACGUGAUCGCGUCGUCGCUGGGCCAGUCGCGUGAGGGAGCCAACGCGGCCUUCCAGGAAACGCCCUCUCCCAAGCAAGACACUGAGCAGCUACGGCUUUAGGCCAACAUAACCACCCCCCCCCGCCCCCCCCGCCCCCCCUGGAGACUGCAAAGAUUGAGGACUUUAUAGAGAUCACUGCAUUCCAGACAACAACACCACCACGCCCCCCCCCAACCAAAAACAAAAAAAAUCUUACACGGGCACCAGACGGAACUGUAGUCAAAACAACUUCCAUCGGUGAUGGUUUUGGGCAGCCUUGACCAAACCUCAACCCUGAAACCACACAGUGGUACUGCCCAGUAAAGACUGACUGAGUUUACAUGGGAGCAGCUGAAGAGCAGCAGCCACACAGCUGGAAAUGUUAACAUGUAUGAAUGCGUUGAGUUAGAGGCCUCUGUAGCAUUUGGAGGUAUUUGCACUUAGGACCAGCUAUGGUUUUUAUUUAAUGUCCAAAGUCUUGUUUUUUUUUUUGUAUAGUACUAAUAAUCUCGAUGCAUUUCAAAAACAUGUGAGUAUGUGUAUGAGUGUAUGUGUCUGUGUGUACAUUGCUAUUGGACCUUUUAAUUAUUAUUAUUAUUUUUUAAGUUUUAUUUUCGAAUUCUUUCCCUUUUUCUCCCAAUUUGGUAGCCAAUUGUACCCCGUCUGAUUCAAUUAGAGCUAGUAUUAGAUACACCGCCCCCACACCCUGUCCCUCGGCGGCCCGAAGGAGAGCGACACGCCUUCUUCAAGCCGUCUCGUCUCAUGCUCGUCUUCCGUGAUUCCGAGGCGCCCAUGGUGCUUUAUUGUGCGGCGAUCUACUAACCCUGCCAAGUCCCUCCCUCUGGAGCAGAGAGCCAAUAAUGCUGCUCCACGUGAGCCGGCCAAACUUGGCUUUUGGCAGGACCGGGAAUCGAACCCCGGUCCCCAGUGUGCAACUGCAGUGAACUGCAACCACAAGUCCGCUCCGUCUUAGCCUGUUGCGCCAUCGUGGCCCCCAGGACCUUUUAUUUUAUUUAAUUUUAUUUUAUUUUUAUUUAUUUUUAUUUAUUUUUAUUUAAUUUUAUUUAAUUUAAUCAAGAAAACAAGUGGAGUGUGCCCGAACAAACCACUAUUUUUAUUCUAUUUUGCCCUCCCUUCAACUGCUGUAUUUGUCUAGUUCAGGGUAGCACUAUGGAUUUAAAAAUUCUCAAGAGGCCAAGAGUAGUUUUUGUGCGUGUGUGCAUGUGUGUCUGCGUAUAAUAAAACAAAGUAACAACA